Messenger RNA from Notothenia coriiceps (black rockcod), 1106 nucleotides. RefSeq names its product G protein-coupled receptor 146 (gene gpr146). Gene Ontology annotation, cellular component: membrane. NCBI's taxonomy places the organism in Eukaryota, Metazoa, Chordata, Actinopteri, Perciformes, Nototheniidae. The transcript has a single exon. Gene Ontology annotation, molecular function: G protein-coupled receptor activity. The record is from RefSeq and is a predicted model, not a curated record. The coding region runs from base 31 to 1032 and encodes 333 amino acids. Gene Ontology annotation, biological process: G protein-coupled receptor signaling pathway.
CUGUUGAGCGAAGCGCCCAGAGUCAGAGCGAUGUGGCUCUGCAUGGUUUACAAUGAGACGGACACCAGCGUGGACUUCCGGCUCUGCCAGGACUUCGGCCUCUUCCUGUCCGUGUUCUCCCUCAUCUACCUCCUGGUGUGCUUCCCGUUGGGGCUGUGCUACAACGUGCUGCUUAUCGUGGUCAACCUCUCCAACAAGGUCUCCAUGACCAUGCCGGAUGUUUAUUUCGUCAACAUGGCUAUCGCGGGCCUGGUGCUCAACCUGGUGGCGCCCGUGGAGCUGCUGAACUCCUCCUUCACCCGCUGGCACGCGUGGGAGUACAACAACGAGGUGUACAUCACCCUGCUCAUCCUCUUCAACAUCUCCUCCCUGGUCAUCAUGUACUCCACCACGCUGCUCAGUCUGGACUACUACAUCGAGCGGGCGCUGCCUCGCACGUACAUGUCCAGCGUGUACAACACCAAGCACGUGUGCGGCUUCAUCUGGGGCGGCGCCGUGCUCACCAGCUUCUCCUCGCUGCUCUUCUACGUGUGCAACCACAUCUCCACCAAGAUGGUCGAGUGCUCCAAAAUGCAGAACAAAGAGGCGGCGGACGCCAUCAUGAUGUUCAUCGGCUACGUGGUUCCUGCCGUGGCCGUUUUUUACGCCUUCGUGCUCAUCCUGCGCAUCAGGAAGGAGUCCACGCCCCUCGACCAGGACUCGGCCCGCCUGGACCCUUCCAUCCACAGACUGCUGCUGGCCUCCGUGUGUGUGCAAUUUGUGCUGUGGACGCCGUACUACAUGACCCUGCUGGUACACACUGUGGCCGGAGCGCCGGGGCACAUUAGCAACACACAUUACUUACCCACAUAUAACUUUCUGAGAUGCGUGUCCAAGCUGCUGGCGUUCUCCAGCAGCUUUGCGAUGCCUCUCAUGUAUCGACAGAUGAACAAAAACUUUUCUAACAAGCUCCAGCGGCUGCUCAGGAGGCUGCGCUGCAGAACCCAGUCUUGCCCUCCUGAACGCUCCACAGUGCAGCAAGUGGUGACGUGAGACCCCAUCCUGGGAGAUUGUUACCCACGCCCCUCUAACUCCCACUUUUUCAAGCUCUUGGCAUAGCCGGCACU